Messenger RNA from Daucus carota subsp. sativus, 2383 nucleotides. Its product is annotated as heterogeneous nuclear ribonucleoprotein 1-like. Bases 376 to 1830 code for a protein of 484 amino acids. Lineage: Eukaryota; Viridiplantae; Streptophyta; Magnoliopsida; Apiales; Apiaceae. Gene Ontology annotation, biological process: regulation of translation. Gene Ontology annotation, molecular function: mRNA binding. The record is from RefSeq and is a predicted model, not a curated record. The transcript is spliced from 5 exons.
UAUAUAUUUGAAGGAGAUUGAAACAUAAAAACAGGGGGCGUAUAGAGAGGACUAUGAACAUGCUUUCGCUUCUUGUUACAACAACUCCUUGCAGAUCUUAGUAGUUUUCAUCUUUUUUCAUCGCCCUUUAGUUUUAAUCAGGAGGCCUAAAUUUUUUGUUGGGUUGAUCAGCAAUGGAUCCGAUGAUAUAUACUUGAAUCUGAUAAAACUGAGUUGUUGUACAUAAUAAGAUUUGUGUUUUUUUUGUGGGUUUUGAGACUGAGUGUAAAAAGUUGAUUCUUGAUUACUUUUGUUCUGCAUUUUACUUAAUGGGCUAUUGAAAAAUCGGAACUUUGAUGAGUUCGUGGCUGGUUUGGAAUUUGUGGUAUCUACUAGAUGACUAGAUCCAUCUUAGGAAAUAUGCAGUCUGAUCUCGGAAAAUUAUUUAUCGGUGGAAUCUCAUGGGACACUGAUGAAGAGCGUCUCAAGGAGUAUUUCAGUAGUUUUGGUGAGGUCCUUGAAGCUGUGAUUAUGAAAGAUCGGACUACUGGACGAGCUCGUGGUUUUGGAUUUAUUGUGUUUGCGGACCCUGCUGUUGCUGAUAGGGUUAUUAAGGAGAAGCACAAUAUUGAUGGCAGGCUGGUUGAAGCAAAAAAGGCUGUUCCAAAGGACGAUCAUAGCAGCGCAGUUAGUAGAAACAGUGGUAGCAUUCAGGGCUCUCCAGGUCCAGUUCGCACUAGAAAAAUAUUUGUCGGAGGUUUAGCUUCUACCGUCACAGAAAGUGACUUUAGAAGUUACUUUGAGCAGUUUGGAAAUGUGACAGAUGUUGUGGUGAUGUAUGACCACAACACUCAGAGACCAAGAGGAUUUGGUUUUAUAACUUACGAUUCCGAGGAUUCGGUGGACAAUGUGCUGCUUAGAACUUUUCAUGAGCUUAAUGGUAAAAUGGUAGAGGUCAAGCGUGCUGUCCCAAAAGAGCUAACACCUAGUCCUAACCGAAGUCCACUUGGGGGUUUCAACUAUGGUUUGGGCAGGAUGAGUAGUGUCCUAAAUGGCUACAAUCAAGGAUACUCACCUAAUGCAUUAGGAGGGUUGGGUGUCAGGAUGGAUGGUAGGUUUAGUCCAAUCACUGCUGGAAGGACCGGGUUUGCUCCUUUUGGUUCAGGCUAUGGAAUGAGCUUGAAUAUAGGAAUGAACCCGAAUUAUGGCGGAAAUGUAAAUCUCAACAAUUCUGUUAGCUAUGGGAGGGGAAUGGGCCCGUUUUACAAUUCAAACAGAUUAAAUAAUCCUCCAGCUUUUGAUGGUGGAAAUUUAGGAAACACUGCUUCUUUAUUUAAUUCCCAACCUCGAAACUUGUGGGGUAAUGGGGGGCUCGAUUAUGGAGCCAAUCCUACAAACUCAACUGGGUAUGUGGGAUCUGGAACCAGUGGUAUUGGAGCUAGAAAUUUUGGCAUCAAUGGACUUAACUGGGAUAAUUCUCCGAUUUCACCUCAGGCUCAAGGUGGAAGAAAUGUAUCUAGUCAAGGCGGUAUUAUAGGAUACGGAGCUGAAAACAGUUACAAUUUGGGUGGCGGAGCAUAUGGAAGAAACAGUGCUACUACUGGUGCUCGCAUGUCAUCACAUUCGUCGUCAAAUGGUGGUUAUGAUGCAACUUUUGGAGAUAUCUACGGUAGUCAUCCAGUAUAUGGAGACAGCACCUGGCACUCAGCAAAUUCUGAGAAAGAGGAUUCUGUAGCUUUUAGUUAUGGGCUUGGUGAUGGAUCUAGUGAUGCUCAGAUCAAUAGUUCUCCUGGUUAUGUUGAUGGCUAUGGGGUUACCAGGAGGCAGACUAACAGAGGAAUUACUGGAUAGGAUGAUACCGAAGAUGAUUUAAUAGUAGAUGGAGCUGAUGUAGCAAGUAAACUGUGAAUUUUGGGUACCUCCCUUGUUAGCGUUAUUUUCAGGGGGAAAGUUAAAGAGAAACCAUCUCAUCUUUUAGCUAGGCGGACUGCCUGUUUUUUUUUAUGAAUUUAAGUUUUAGAUAUAGAUGAUAUAAAAGGAUUUGGAUUUGAGGAUUUUGAUUUUGAGUUAUAUUUAGGUGUUCCAUUUGGAAUUUGAGUGAGGUGUAUAAUCUGUUUGCGGCAUAUAGUGAGCGUAUCAUGCAUUUCUGGUAAGGCAAUGGUACAUUGGAAACAAAAAGACAAGGAAGUAGACCUCUGGUUUGGUUAAUUAUCAGAAUUCUUUGGUGGUUAGCCAUGCUGCUAUGUCUGCAGAAACCCAGGUUAUCCUGCACAACUUAAUUUUCUUGUUCUGUUCAUUUGUUAGUUUGUUUCUUCUGAAGACGAGGAUUUUCUUACAGUUUAUUGUGAAACAUUUGGAGGAUAUCUAUCGAAGGUCUAAUUAAUAAGUUUACCGCGUUCUGGUA